This is a messenger RNA of Botrytis cinerea B05.10, 1765 nucleotides long. RefSeq lists its product as hypothetical. The record is from RefSeq and is a predicted model, not a curated record. The transcript is spliced from 2 exons. Bases 272 to 1492 code for a protein of 406 amino acids. Lineage: Eukaryota; Fungi; Ascomycota; Leotiomycetes; Helotiales; Sclerotiniaceae. Gene Ontology annotation, molecular function: phosphatidylinositol binding.
GGUAGAUCACGAGUCACCACUCAAUAUUCUCAUCAGGAUAUAUAUAAACAUUCACUCGUGCUCGCUGUCUUGAUCAAUCUUGUUCAUUCACACACACACACGCACACAGUCAUAGUCAGAAUUGCAUUUCGAUUUUACCCCUCAAAUAACCCCACCUUCUACCACCCUUGACUACGUACUCAACAUCCUUCUUACAAAAUACCUGACAUCAAUAGUAACACAACUUUGCAGCGACAGUAACAAAUAAAUAAGCAUAUUACGAAGUAAAAUCAUGACUGAACCAUCAAAUAAUGCAGCUAAACCAUCAGCUUGGUCGAAGACCAAGCUUGGCGGCAAAGCGGCUUUUGACAAAGGAUGGGCUGCGUUUGAGAAAUUGGGAGGACCAGUUAACAAGCUCACGAAUAAGAUUGGAUCUGAGGCCUUCUGGCCAACUGGCAUGGAAAAAGAAUGCGAAAAGGCUGCCCGAAUCCUAAAAUCAUUCUGUAAGGAUGGAUUUAUGGCGGAGCAACAGAAAGAUGCAUCACAAGACUCAGAGACUAAGAAGAAGGUUCAAGAUGGACCCAGCAAGCCACCGAAAGUUCUUGUUAAGAUCCCCCAAAAGGUUAUCAAGAACUGUGUCGGUCUCGCAAUUUACACCACCAUGCGGUCUGGAUUGUGGGUAUCCGGCGCGGGUGGAUCUGGCGUUUUAAUUGCGAAGAACGAGAAUGGACAAUGGUCACCCCCAUCCGGAAUUCUCGUCCACACUCUUGGUGUAGGAUUUAUGGCCGGAAUUGAUAUCUAUGACUGUGUCAUUGUUAUCAAUGACCGCAAGGCUCUUGAGGCAUUCAGUAAAUUACGUGUCUCUCUCGGUGGCGAGAUAUCCGUCGUGGCCGGCCCUGUUGGAAGUGGUGCCAUUUUAGAAAGUGAGCUGUUGAAAAGUAGGAAGCCAUUGUUCUCCUAUAUGAAGAGUAGAGGUCUGUAUGCAGGAGCACAGGUUGAUGGAACCAUAAUCAUCGAGCGCAACGAUGAAAAUGCAAGAUACUACGGGGAAAAGUUACCGGUAGCACAGAUUUUACAAGGAAAUGUUCCAUCUCUUCCGCCAACCGCUGAGCUGUUGAUGGAGGUUGUAAAGGAUGCAGAAGGAAGACCAAACUUAAACCAGUCAGUCUUGCAGCAAGUUUACGAUAAGCCAGCACCGGCGGAUGUGGAGAUUGUACAUUCUGGAGAGGCUAGUGAGGACGAGAAGAAAAAGUUUGGGAACCCAAACACAGCUGAGGGUUAUGCUGCUCAGCAGCAAUUGCACGGAUUCCAGCAGCAGCAGUACCCAGGAUAUACUCAGGGCAAUGAUUCUUACUAUCCCCCUCCUCCUCCAGGACCACCACCUCAACAAGAUUAUACUCAAAACCCCCCGGCCUACUCUCCAAAUUCUUCGUCAGACUUUCCACAACAACAAGCAAGCGGUGCAACUGAACACGGCUAUUAUGCACCCGAAAAACCCCCCCGCCCAACUUGAAUAAGUAAAUGCUCGGAUGAAGAUAAAUUAAUAACUCUAAGAUAGUCUUUUCAAUGUAAGGCUUGGUCAUAAGUCUAUCCCGAAGUUCUUACUCGAGGCAUCAAGGAUCCAUGAUUUUUAGUAAGAUAAUCUGUGAAAUUUUGUUGUAAUACACGUCUAUAGUUGCGCUUUGAAAUGCACACAUGCAACCAAUUUCGUAAUAAAAUCAACCUCAAGUUGUACACAACUAUUUAGAGCACUUGUGUAAACGCCCAAUCGUCAUUGCGUGACACA